Molecule: messenger RNA, 1631 nt
Organism: Pisolithus orientalis
Lineage: Eukaryota; Fungi; Basidiomycota; Agaricomycetes; Boletales; Pisolithaceae
Product: aquaporin-like protein
Exons: 11
Coding region: 1-1518 (505 amino acids)
Biological process (GO): glycerol transmembrane transport; water transport
Cellular component (GO): plasma membrane
Molecular function (GO): water channel activity; glycerol channel activity
Source: RefSeq, a predicted model, not a curated record
AUGCUCAAAAGAGCGCGAGUAAUAUAUUGUGGGAUUGCGGAGUUGAUCGCAUUUUCUGUUCUGCCUCCGAACUCCGAAUCAAAGAGAUACAAGCCGGUUACAAGCAGUUCCGGUCUUGAAGUGACCCUGCGUAUGUUACUCGGUAGUGGGUGGUUUGUCCUUACCCAUUUACUCACCGCGGCUCACUCCGAGCAAUCAUCCAUUUUCACUCUGAGCUCCGAGGGCACACCCCUUCCCCUGUGCGAUGGAGUUCAGCUUGGUGGAAACGCACUGCAAAGAACUGACUGUAUACGGGGCACAGGGGUGCAGUGUUCCCCCGCGUUACGCGAACCCGUCAUCCACUUACGCGAUGUUGAGCCUCGAUUGCCGGAUAUGACUGCUUGGGAAUACUUCAAGCACAAGAAAGUGCACUGGCUCGUCGAAAUGCUCGCCGAAAUGCUCGGCGCGUUUCUCUACGUCUAUUCAGGUCUAGGGUCCACCGCAGCAUAUGUAGUCGGAGCGAUAACAUCACAAAAUGGGAUCGGAUCUCUAUAUACCGUCGGCUUUUCGUACGCCAUCGGUGUCGUAAUUUCUAUCACACUUUGCGCGGCAACCUCGGGUGGGCAUAUUAAUCCGGGACUUACCAUAACUCUCUGCAUGUUCAGGGGUUUUCCCAUUGCUAAAGUGGCGAGGUUCGUAUUGCGUAGCACUUUUCCUUCGUUGAUCAUCUGUUCGAAGUUACCCCGCAGAUAUAUCCUCGCUCAGGUACUUGGCGUCUACGUGGCUUGUUUAAUAAUUUACAUGCAAUGGAAAGACCAUCUAGUUGCUGCCGAAAAUGUCUUAAAGGCGCAGGGAACUUAUGAUACCACAAUGUUCACGAAUGUUGGGCCAGCGGGAGUGUUCGCACUUUACCCAACUCCGAAGGUGAAUCUAUAUCGUGUGUUGCUCAACGAGUUCAUGAGCAAUUUCGUACUUGGUCUCGCUAUAUGUGGAUGUAGGGAUCCGACGAAUCACUUCGUCCCCCCUGCACUCGCACCUUGGAUCAUCGGUUUCACAUAUGCGGUUGUGAUCUGGGGAUACGCUCCGACAGGUGCACCUGCUAAUACUGCUCGAGAUGUCGGGGGACGCCUAAUGGCAAUGACAAUUUGGGGGCCGAAAGCCUCUGGGGGGGCAUACGCCGCCAUAUCAGCGCUGACGAACACCCCUGCCACUAUUUUGGCCUUUGCCGUCUACGAUUUUCUCCUUGGCUCUUCGACUCGCGUAAUCACUUCACAUCAUGUUGAAGUUUACCGCGCUCGUACGCAGUACCACACAGAAAACGACCUCCAAUUGCAAAACCCAGACCGUAUUGCAAACGUGGCUAGAGCUAAAUCCGUUGGGAGAACAACCACGGACAUGACUUCUACGGAGGGUCCGAUGUGCCGAGAACAUGACAGCAGGAAGCCGCCCUUCUCAGCCCGUUCAUAUCCUAUGCCUUGCUCCUCCCACUCUACCUCGGAGGUACAACCCUACUUUCAUACGGACGGCCCAGUGUUCUGAGAACCCUUCCUGUGCACCCUGAAUCUCGAUUGGUGUGCGAGGACGUGAGGAAGCCGUUCUUCUCAGCCUAUUCAUAUCUUAUGUCUUGCUCCUCCCACUCUCCCUCGGAAGUA